This is a messenger RNA of Onthophagus taurus, 8722 nucleotides long. It is a transcript of the gene trx, whose product is annotated as histone lysine N-methyltransferase trithorax. Gene Ontology annotation, biological process: positive regulation of DNA-templated transcription. The record is from RefSeq and is a predicted model, not a curated record. NCBI's taxonomy places the organism in Eukaryota, Metazoa, Arthropoda, Insecta, Coleoptera, Scarabaeidae. Gene Ontology annotation, molecular function: histone H3K4 methyltransferase activity; DNA-binding transcription factor activity; sequence-specific DNA binding. Gene Ontology annotation, cellular component: nucleus; histone methyltransferase complex.
GCUUUUCGUAGUUAUUUUUGUACCGAAAUAAUAAGUGAUGAUUUCGCGGCGAUUUUAAAGCGAAAAUAAAAGCGGACGUUUAGUUUUCAUUAAAGCAAAUAACGCAGAUAAUAGUUAAUUAAGUAUGUAAACAGCUGUGAAGAUCCCGCGUUAGGAUAAAAUAUUGUUGUUGAACGGUAACUGAAGUACCGGCCGAGCUAAAGCUGCGCAUUCCAUUAAAAGCGUAUGGCUGUAUACAACAGCGAAGAAUGUAUUGUUGAAUGUGGUUACGAUAAAAAUCGCACCGGAUUAUUGUAAAAUGUGACUGAUCCGCGUGUUCUGAAAAAUGGGACGGUCAAAAUUUCCGGGUAAACCAUCGAAACAUGUCAAUAGAACCCGCAUAAACGUACUGUGCACACCGCUUCAGACAACAACAGUUGGUGAUAGUAACAAUGUUGUGACAGUUGAUACGAAUGAAUCGGAAAAGGAAGUGAUUCAACAACCUGAAUUGAGUACUGAUGAUCAAAGGGAAAUUGAAGAAGAUGAAUCAAUACCUCGGCGAAAACGUGCAAAGUUAUUAAAGAAACGAGCUGCUGCGCUGAAACGAAAUGGAAUGCUCCAAGGAAAACUGUCGGGGCAAGUAUCGCGAAGAACGCGGAGCGCCGUUACAAAUCGUCGAAAUAUGUGCGGUUUUUCAUCGAUACGCGGUAAAGUGUCGAAGACGAAACUGUCGGAGACGAGUACUUUUGGAACGGUUGGUAAAUUUGUUUUGCCAAGCCGAAGCGUGCACUCCUCGCGUGUGAUUAAACCGAAUAAACGAUUUAUAAAUGUGGAGUCAAACGAGGCGCGCGCGUUUAAAAAACGUGUUAAUAAACGUCUGCGAGUACGCGAGGAAGAUGUUGGCGAAGGGGAAAAAGAAGAGAACGAUAUUGAGGAUAACGAAGAAGAGGCGAAAGAGAACGAAGUCCUCCCCGCGAAGCAAAAUGCGAAGGGAAAGGUUGUGUUGCGACAGGCGCGGUUACAAUUACAUACGGAAAAUAUGUCGAUGGAAGGUCCAUUUUCGUGCAAUUCUACGAAUAGUUUAAGCAGUCCACCAGGAACGGUUACGUGUGGUGUAUGUGGCGCCGUACGGUUUUAUAGAUUUGUUAAGCAAGCUCGGAAAUUUAAUAUAUACAGUUGUGAAUCAUGUCGAAAAUUCAUUUCAAAAAUGAUUAAACGGCAGAAUAAUUUAAAUUCAACAAACAGUUCGAUAUUAGUUUGUCAUAACGGACAAGGAAUGUGCCAUGUGCCGCCUAUAGUACGUAGCCAACAAUGGAAAUUAUUCAGGUGCGCGUAUCGCGCACGUUGUCCCGCUUGUUGGUUAAAAAUGUGCCUGAAAUCCUUCCAAAUGCCAGCCGGUUUACGCAACAGUUUAGCACAACUCUUGCCGAAAAAUAUGCAAACGUACGAUAUUUUAUUUACAAACUCUUUCUCAUGGCAAUCUUCGUCCACAAACUCCGCAGACGUACAGUCUACAUCAGCAGUGGAUAAAAUCUCAAUCGUUGCAAACAAAGACGACGAGGAAGACCUCGCCGUUCGGAGACGACCAAUUAGGCAAAGCGCUCUUAAAAGAGAUACCACAAAACCGCCCACAAUACCAACUCAACCCGAAAUCAAACGUCAAAAAAUCGAUCUGAAAGGACCGCGCGUCAAACACGUCUGCCGGAGUGCUUCUAUUGUCUUAGGACACCCCAUUGCAACAUUUCCUCUUGAUACAAAGAAAACAGAACUCGACGAAAAACCCGAUACCAAAAAAAUCGAACGGGAACCGAAAACUUUGUUCAGAGAAGACAGCGACGAUACAUCGCAAUCUUCUGGUUCUAUACGAAGCAAAAACGAUAUGAAAUCCGAUUUAGCAAAAGUUCGAAAUAAUAAAACUUUCAUUACUACUUCAAACAAUAAUAAUGUAGCCCCCGAAGUUAAGCCGGUGUCGUACAUUAAAAAGAAUUUAAUAUGCCGUCGUAACACCAUAGCAAUCGAUUUUUGGGAAAACUACGAUCCAGACGAGAUUUGUCGCAACGGUUUCGGAUUAAUGGCUUCGGAAAUGUUCCCAAUGCGAGCGAUUUGUUUCUUAUGCGGUAGCGCCGGACAAGAAACGUUGCUGCAUUGCCUCAUUUGCUGCGAGCCUUAUCAUCCGUACUGUCUUGAACAAGUUCCGGCUAAUUUCCCCGUCGAUGGAAAACACGAUUGGCUUUGCCCGCGAUGCACCACUUGUCAUGCUUGCGGACUUGCCGAUCGCCAAAAAAUCAACUGUCUUAAGUGUCACAAAGCGUAUCAUCCCAAUUGUUUUAAUUCCAUGUGGAAACGAGAUGAUAGACCAACGGUGUGUUCUAAUUGUUUGAGAUGUAAAAGUUGCGGCACGGAGAACAUAAAGAAGUUUGUGGGGAACAUUGCACUUUGUCACGUCUGCUUCAAAUUGAGGAAUAAAGGAAAUUUCUGCCCUUUGUGUCAGAAAUGUUAUGAUGAUAACGAUUUCGAAACAAACAUGAUGGAGUGUGCAAAAUGUAAAAAAUGGGUCCACGCAAACUGCGAAUCACUAGCAGAGGAACAAUACCAAAUUUUAAGUUUGCUACCGGAGUCGGUGGAAUUUUUUUGUCGUCUUUGUUCGAACCAAUCGACGCCAUAUUGGAAAGAAGCGAUUUGUAACGAAUUGAAAGCUUCGUUUAAUCACGUUUUACGUCUUCUCAGCAAAAAUCGCCAAGCGAGAAAUAUGUUGAAAUUAAGUCCGUAUAAAGUAAUGAAUGUAACCGGGCGAACGCCGAUGGCCGUUCGUAAAUUACAAUUUCGAGAGGACGAUAUUGAUAUAAACGAUAAUAAGGAGUUGAGUAAAGAAUCUCAAGACGAGGAUAAUCUAAAACAAGAAUCUAAAACGCCGGUUUCGCCGACGAUGGUCGAUAUUAAAAAUAAAUUAAACUCGAAUGAAUACGUUUCGUUGCAAGAAUUUAACGCGGGGAUGGAACAUGCUUUAGAAGCUGCAGAUUCCGAGUUAUUAACCAUUUAUCGUUCCGUAUUAAAAGAGGUUUUUCCGUGGUAUAAUCCAACGGAUAAGUUGAAAGAAGAAAAUGUUCAAACUACAACGAAUAAUGUACCUUUACAAAGCUCUCUCAAUACUCCGAAAAGAUAUAAGUUCGAUAACAAGGAUAAAGAUGAUAAAGUAGAUAAUAGAACGUGUGGUUUGUGUAAAAUUAUUGGAGAUGGUUUACCAGAUCACGAAGGACGUUUAUUGUAUUGUGGACAAAACGAAUGGGUGCACGCAAAUUGUGCCUUGUGGUCAUCUGAAGUGUACGAAGAAAUCGACGGUUCACUUCAAAACAUUCACGGAGCGUUAUCGAGAGGUCGUCUUAUAAAAUGUGCCGCGUGUAAACAAAAAGGUGCCAGCGUGGGAUGUUGCGAAAAAGGUUGCCACGAAACUUAUCAUUUUGUGUGCGCCCUAAAUUCAAAUUGUCACUUUUUGCACGACAAAACGGUGUAUUGCUCAACACACGACGUCAAAAACAAGCAAAACUUAUUAACUUGUUCGACUGAUUUUGAUAUUCGCCGAUCGGUUUACGUUGAAAUCGAUCGGAAACGCAAAAAGUUUUGCGAACCCGACAAAAUACAUUUUAUGGUUGGAUCUUUAUCGGUGACAAAUCUUGGCAAAAUUAUUCCACUUCUAUCUGAUGAUUUCGACGCGUUGGUACCCUUAGGUUUUGUGUGUUCUAGACUCUUUUGGUCCACAAUGGAACCCUGGAAAUUAGUUCCUUACAACAUCACAACAACAAUCUUAAAUUCGCAAGUAAACAGCGUUUACAUUGAUAAAAAUUUCACCGUCGAUCAUUCUUUGUCGAAAAACGACGUCGAAGAAAAAUUUAAAGAAAUCGUUACUUGGCAAAAAGAUCUGAGCAAAGAUAACGCCGAAUCUGAAUACGAAGAAGAACAACAAGCGACAGAUUUAUUCUCCCCGGAAAUAACCGACGAAAUUUUUGCCGAUUUCCCUCAAGACCUCCUCGACGGUUUUUCCGAACAAGAUAUGAUGAUGUACGAUGAUCUUUUAAACAUGGAAUUCAAAUCCGACAUGAAUCUUAACGAUAACAUCAUCAACCCCGAUAAAAAGGAUUUCUCAGAAGAAGAUAGUGACAGCAAAACAUCGCGGGAAUUAAAACGAAGCAAAUCGGAAGUAUUUAAUCAAUUCGGAAAUAAAAAUCGAAGCCAUCAGCGAUCUUGCAGCUUAACGUUGAGUUGCAAAUUAGAUAAUUCUUUAACCCCCGCAAUUAAAAAGCGAAAAAUUAACCCUAGAGACAAUAUGUUUUUUCAAUUAUUACAAGUCGACGGUGCGUGCGAUUCGAGUGGGAGCGAAUGUGGGUCUCCAAUUCACGAAACGGAACACAUGUGGACGUGCGAAUCCUCGGAAGAACCGGUUACUUGCGAACGUUGUCAAUGCACGUAUCGUACGAGAGCCAGUUAUAAGCGCCAUUUAGAAGCUUGCGACGCUUUAUCAACCAGCGAAAGUGACUCGGAAGAACAUCACAAUAACGAAAAUCUUAUAAUAACGCAAGACGUUAUUAACUCAACCCAACCCAACGUUAUAACAUCAUUCGAAUCGUUUAGUUCGUUCCAAACGACGCAAAACGAAGUGCAUUCGACCAUUUUAAACACUCAAACUGUGGUCACGGAAGCGACAUCCGAAGUUAUCACUGUACCUGAAAACGCCAACGUUAUUUAUCCCACGUUUCAGCAGCAAGUUGUUGAGCACAAAAGUAAUGUCCCGACAAUAACUCACGAAGGAAUUACUUUAAACGGCUUAAUCCAAAACACCGAGACUUUAGAGGAACACUCUCAAACAAACAGCAACAUAACGAUUAAUCAAACGCAAAUGUCAACAACCCAACCAAGCUUUUGCAUAAAUCAGCAACCCAUUUGUAUGAACCAAUCGAAUUUAUCGCUUAACCACGGAUUAAUUUCCUUGGAUUCGAACUCAAUUCCCAUAACGAUAAAUCAAUCCGGUUCUAUUUCCCUAAAUCAAAACUCUUUACCCGUCGAAAUCCAACAGCCGGUUACGAUACAAUCGCUUCCGUUCACUACACCGGAAGUCGCCACACCGAUAUUAAACAUAACGCCCCAAAACCAAAUCACAAUCGACGCCAAAAUGUUGCCAUGUUCCAACAUCGUAAAUUCCGUUGUAGCCCAAACUGUAACAGUGCCCCAAAACCAAUUAUUUAAAUCGUUAAUUAAACCGACGAUUGUGGCGCAAAAAUCGAUUCGGCCGCGAGCUAAACCAAGAAAUUUAGCCGCCAAAACUAACCGAUUACCCACGGGGAGUACGAUAAUCAUGCCGCAAACGAGUCAAUCUGCACCGGUUAUUGUGCAACACCUCCCAACGUCGAAUAUGGUCCCGUUUGUAGACGCUUUCCAACAACAAUCGGGUCAAAACGUUCAAUAUGUUGCAACAAUCGCGCCUCAACCGCACCUCGUCCAAAUACAACCCGAAAAUAAUUUUUUAAGCCUCGUAAAUGGAGUCCAACCAACAAUGAUUAUUCAACAACCCCGCGUAGUCGCAGACCAAUUAAUAGUAGACGGAAACGGCUCUAUGGUGUGGGCCACGCAACCGGUUCAACCAGUUUAUUACGGCUUCGAAACGAUCGUCCAUAACACCGUUAUGCAAUCACAACAAUAUUUACCUACAACAAUGCCCGGCGUACUUACAACAAAUAGCAGCUAUUCCGCAACAACCCAAGUAUUCCAAACGAGCAAAUUAGAACCGGUUAUUGAUGUCGGCCAAGGCGGAUUUGUGUUGGUUAAUUCCGGACAAACGGUGAAUCCAACGAUUCAAAUGCCGCUACAAAUUUCCCAAAACCAAAUUUCACAAAAUCAAAUUUCUCAAAAUCAAAUUUCACAAAAUCAAAUUUCACAAAAUCAAAUUUCCCAAAAUCAAAUUUCAGUGCCCCAACACGUCCAAACAAGUCGGAUCGAACCAAAAGUGCAACAAUACACAAUUGAACCCCAACGAACGGAUGUUCAAGCUUCGCAAUAUAUCCACCGCCCCCAACCGAAACCCCAAAUUCCACAGAUUAAUAAUCAACACUGCAUCACACUCCCCGUCGCUCCUUUCGUCCCCGAGCAAGGAAUUCCAACGAACAUCGUUACACCCACUCCUAAACCGCCGACAACGACUCAAUCGCGACCUAUGAGCCGCGUUUUGCCGAUGCAAACAAACGCUUCGCGGGAACAAAAGAAAUUGCCUAUCGUCGAGGAGAAACCUGUUGAGAUAAUCAAAGAAAACAUUCUUGCGAAUUUUAAGCCGAAAAUAACGCUAGUGGAAAACAUUGUUAUUAAAGAUGACAAUCGAAUCGUUCCAAAAAUCGAAAAAUCCGAGCGAAAUGAAAAGGUCGAUCCAAUCAAAUUAACUCCCCCCGUAAAAAUCGAGAAAAUCAAAUCAAUUCCUUUAGUCCUAAAAGAUGUAAUUGAAGCGAAAAAGGAGAAGCAGCUCGAGAUUAAAAACUUUCAAAAUCAAAAGUUGGCCCCGAAACCGAGCGUGACGAAAAGUAUGCCGCAGCUUGUAGAUACUGUAAAUAUUAAAAACAUGUCUCAAAAAUUAGACAUCUUUAAAACCGUUAGUCAACAAGUUAAUCCUAAAUCGAUACAAACAAUUGAAAAGGAUCCAAAGGAAAUCGUACCCAGCCCAUUACAAGAGGCAAAAAUUGAUAUUUCUAGUCCGUUAGAUAUUACGAAAUUUGAUGUACCCAAAACGUUUAGUGAUCCUUUAAACAUCACUAAGAACAGCGUAGAUACAAACAAGCCCGACCCAACAUUCAAAAUAACAAUUUUAGAAAAAGAAAACGUCCCCACCAUAGUCCCAAAUGACAUCAAAGAACUACAACCAUCCAUACAAGUAACUAUUAAACCACCAAAAUCCGAAGACAAGAGUAUGCCCCUUCUUGAAAUAACCGACGAAAAACUCGAACCACCUCUCGAAUCAAACAUAAUCCUACCAAAACAACCAAAAAUCGCGGAAAAACCCGUAAUCAUAGAAAAACCAAUUAUAGAAAAAUCAAUCAUUGAAAAACCAACUUCAACAGCGUCUAAAACUACCAAUAACGGCACCGCUAUUUUGUAUACAGUCGAAACAAAAGACGGUUUUCGUUAUUCGUCAACUUCGUUGUACGAGCUUUGGUCGAAAGUUUUUGAUGCCGUACAAUCAGCUAGAACCGCUCACAACAUGUCUCCGCUACCGGCUAAUGCCCUCGACAUGAUUAAUAACCUCCAAUUAUUAGGAUUAAAAACCAACGGACUUCGAUAUUUGCUGGAACAACUCCCAGGAGCGAGCAAAUGCACCAAAUAUAAACCGUCCUUUCACGUGCGAGCAUCAACAGAUGAUUCCGACGACGACAUCGAAAUUGGUAGCUCUUCUGGUGCCGCUAGAACCGUUCCCUAUGCUCGGAAAAAAGAUCAUACCGAUAUGUUUGGAUGGUUGGCAUCAAAACAUCGAAAACCGGAACAUUAUGUCAAAGAUACGGAUUUGUUACCGAGGCGUGGAUCUGUAACAAAUCUCCCGAUGGCGAUGAGAUUCCGCCAAUUGAAGCUUACUUCUAAAAAAUCCGUGGGAGUUUACCGCUCAAACAUCCAUCGAAGAGGAUUAUUUUCUUUACGCGAUUUCGAAUCAGGAGAAAUGGUGAUUGAAUACGCUGGAGAGGUGAUUCGAUCAAUUUUAACCGAUAAGCGAGAAAAAUCUUACAAUGCUAAAGGAAUUGGUUGUUACAUGUUUCGUGUUGAUGAUAAUUUGGUCGUUGAUGCAACGAUGAAGGGUAACGCAGCUCGUUUUAUCAAUCAUUCAUGUGAUCCAAAUUGUUAUUCAAAAGUGGUUGAGAUUCACGGUCACAAGCAUAUAAUAAUAUUCGCGUUGCGCAGAAUUUGUUACGGUGAAGAGUUAACUUAUGACUACAAGUUCCCAUUUGAAGAGGAUAAAAUUCCCUGUACCUGCGGAGCCCGCCGUUGCCGCAAGUUCCUUAACUGACAUCUAACUAUAGAUGUUUACAUCAAUAUAAUAAUAAAAUAAAAUCUUGAAGAGAUGAUGGUCUAGAAGGAUUUUUUUAUAUUUUAUUAUUAUCGCUAUUUUAUAUAAAAUAAAAAUGACCCUGACGUUUACUCUGUUUAUACAGUGUCAUUUGAUUAAAACAAAAAAAUAUGUAAUACUAGUUCAUUAAGAUGUAUAGUGUACAUAAAAAAACAUACGUCCUUCCCCACCCCUAAAAUAACUAUACUCUUAUUAGUUAUGUUUUAUGAUUCGUCGUGUACUAUUACUUUAUAGUUGCUGUUUAUUUUAUUUUUUUUUUUAAGCGCAGCCAAGUAACGCUGGCCUCGUUCGGAUUUCGAAUUCUUUUUGAUAUAAAACGAUAGGUUGUAGUGGAAAAAAAUAAUUAAAAAAAAUCGUCAGUAUUUUGCAUUUCUUAAAAGUAUUUUGGCUGUGAAAAACGAUGCAUUUCGUGCCAUUGACAGGGCCCGCGUCACCGAGCGCGACUUUUCGUUUUGUACGUAUAAUUAAAAGGAAAAACGUUUCUUGUGAUAGUUUCCAGUCUUUUAGAAAAGAAAAAGAUCACGCCGCUUUUUGUUCAUAAUAUAUUAAUAACGUUUUCAUUGUGACGUAGUGUUCAUUUUCGAUUGGUGGAGUUUUUUAACAAUUUUACGCUGUACAUUCUGUAUUAUAAUAUAUAAAUAUAUAUAAAUACAA